AUGGAUCUCAGUGACUAUGAAGAUGAAUAUUCAGAUGCCCUACCAGCACCUCCUCCAUUUACCCCUUAUCCCAUGACAGUCUCUUAUUCUGCACCACCACCUCCUGAACCAUAUAGACCACCUCCGGUUCCCACGGCCGCUACUACCUCUACCCCUAUCACUAUCACACCUCCUAAGUCCAUCCAUACCAUUAUGUCCCCCUCAGCAAAUACUCUAUCUGAGUUUCUCACAAACCUUACCAUCCCAGAACCGUCACCCCUUCCUUCUUUUAUGAAUGAAGGUCCUCAACCUGCUGCACCUCAUGUUUCAGAAAUGGAUGAUGAUCCUGAAAUACAGAAUCUUGAAACACCUAGACAACCCCAUGUCCCUCCUACACCCUUUACCCCAUAUCAAAACCAGGACUCAAAGCAAAUUUUUACCCUGGAUGAUAUUCCUGUUUCUAAAUGA
Molecule: messenger RNA, 447 nt
Organism: Macadamia integrifolia
Lineage: Eukaryota; Viridiplantae; Streptophyta; Magnoliopsida; Proteales; Proteaceae
Product: protein TRACHEARY ELEMENT DIFFERENTIATION-RELATED 7A-like
Exons: 1
Coding region: 1-447 (148 amino acids)
Source: RefSeq, a predicted model, not a curated record